AUGCCGUCCCCAAGAGCCUUCGCGUGUAUGGCUAUGAUUCUAGUUGGCGUCAUCAGCGGUUACGUUACGUCAGGUGCAAAACGACCCAUGACUUCACUUGCUACAGCUUCAUUGUUUAGGCGGGACCACUCAAGCUUGAACUGGUGCGGUGCCGUUCAAUACUCUAACCAAGUGACCUUUGUCAAGGGAACAUGGACAGUACCAUCUGUUUCGAUUCCCAAUGGAAACUUAUCGACUGAUCAGUAUUGGUUCUAUCAAUGGGUUGGAAUUGACGGCGUAUCUCCUUGCGAAGUCCUUUUGCAAGGUGGAACUGGUACCACUAUUACUAAUGGCACGGUGGGUGCAUUUGCGUGGUACGAGUUCUAUCCCGCUGGUCCAGUGUAUCCCAACAUGUCUAUCCAUGUUGGCGAUGUGGUGUACGUGAGUGUAGAAGCCACAUCCUCGAAAACUGGGACUAUUUGCAUCGAUAAUCUCUCCACGGGCGAGUCCCAAACAUUCAAUCCUGUAUCACAGAACGGGUCUCUCUGCCAGAAGACCGCGGAGUGGAUUGCAGAGGACCCCGGCAUCACAGUUCAACCAUUCCCAUCGUUCUCUGCUUUUAACCUCACCAGCUGCAAAGCAACCACAGGCAGCGGGUCGGUGAUCACCCUCGACGGGGCAGAGCUUUGGGAGAUGAACCAGAAGGGUCGAAGGCUUUGCCAUGCUCAAGUAAACAGCAACUCAGAUUUAACCGUGUUCAAUGGUUAG
Molecule: messenger RNA, 747 nt
Organism: Hirsutella rhossiliensis
Lineage: Eukaryota; Fungi; Ascomycota; Sordariomycetes; Hypocreales; Ophiocordycipitaceae
Product: peptidase a4 family domain-containing protein
Exons: 4
Coding region: 1-747 (248 amino acids)
Biological process (GO): proteolysis
Molecular function (GO): glutamic-type endopeptidase activity
Source: RefSeq, a predicted model, not a curated record